AUGAGCACGGCGCACCUUUUCCGGCCGUUUGGUCGCUUUACUUGUCGUCGACGCAUCACUCUUUCUCUGCCAAGGACAGGGACAAGCCGGUCGUAUUCGAGCAUUACAGAGUCUGUAGAAGACUCUAUCUCCACGAACGCGGAGAGUGACCAAGAUGUCCUGAGGAAGAAACGAAGGACGGAGUGGAAACGGCGACAACAUGGGCAAACUUUCCUCGACCACAUAAUUGUCCAUGUACGCGGAGGCAAAGGCGGUGAUGGUUGUGUCGCGUUCCAUCGCGAAAAGUUCAAGCCCUAUGGACCGCCCUCUGGUGGGAACGGCGGACGCGGAGCGGACGUCUACAUCAUGGCAACACCACAUCUUACCACCCUAUCGUCGGUUUCACCUCGAAUCCGAGGGCAAGCAGGCGGUUCUGGGCAAGGGACUUGGCAAAACGGCAGGAAUGCACCACCAAUCAUCAUCAGAGUACCGGUCGGCACCAUUGUGCGUGAACUGGAGCGGGACGACCAGCGGCGAUCGAAAGACGAAUACGAAGCUGAGGAGGAGGCACUUGAAGGGCUCGAACCGGAGGAACGCAAGAAGCAGCUGCGCGAACGGAGAUGGGUCCAUUAUCCUACGUACGCGGACGAGAACUUCGAGCGCAGCUUCUUCAAGGAGGCGGAGCGUUCGUUAUACCGCGAGGAACGUGAGCGGAGGUAUUGGCGGCGACAGAAGGCAAAAACUCCGAUUCACCUUGACCUCGAUAAGUCUGACGAGCCCGACAACGACGUGGAUCUGAACGCGCCGCUGGGCCAUCGGAGACCAGACACCAUGGGCCACCUCAUUGCGGCCGGCGGGCAUGGCGGCGUGGGUAAUCCGCACUACCUAACAACUGAAAACCGCUCGCCGAAGUUCGCUACGCGCGGAUGGGACGGCGAGCGUAUCUCGCUGUCUCUCGAACUCAAGCUCCUGGCGGACAUCGGCCUUGUGGGCCUGCCGAACGCCGGGAAGAGCACCCUCCUGCGCGCUCUGACGGGCGGACGGGCCAAGACAGAGGUCGCGGGCUACGCAUUCACGACACUGAACCCAGUCGUCGCUGUCAUUCGCGUCGCUGACGACGGCAGCUUCGAGGGCUCGGACGGGGCGGUCUACGACGAGACCUGGGCGGAGGCCCAACACGAGAAGGAACUCAUGGAGAGCGGUGCGCUCGCCGACGCACUUACGCGGAACCAAGCGAAGGCGGCUGCUGUGGACCUCGCAUACAACCCGCUCGAGUCUUUCCGCUUUACCGUCGCAGACAACCCGGGGCUCAUUGAAGAGGCAUCCUCGAAUAUUGGCCUCGGACACUCUUUCCUACGGGCGAUUGAGCGUUCUCACGCGCUCGUGUACGUCAUCGACCUCUCUUCCCCCGCGCCGUGGGACGAACUACGCGUGCUCCGGGACGAGAUCGAGAAGUACAAGCCAGGCCUGAGUCCGAAGGCACGUAUGGUGCUCGCAAACAAGGCGGAUUUGCUCGGAGGUGCGAGCGAGGACGGCCAAGAGGAUCCACAGGCCGUACGGGAGGCGCGAGAGAAGCUCAGGAAGCUGGAAGAGUUCGUGGAGAGGGAGAUGAAGGCACAGCUGCAGGAUUCCUCGGGGAAUGUAAUUGGAGAGAGGAGCCUGGACGUCGUCCCGAUCUCGGCCAAGUACAGCAUGAAUCUGCGCAAAGUCAUAGGGCUCAUGCGUCAGUAUGUCGAGGAGGCGCGGGAAGGGGUCGAUCCGUUCCCGAAAUCGGUGGCUCUGCAUGAUGUAUCGAAGUAA
Molecule: messenger RNA, 1779 nt
Organism: Rhodofomes roseus
Lineage: Eukaryota; Fungi; Basidiomycota; Agaricomycetes; Polyporales; Fomitopsidaceae
Product: GTPase
Exons: 3
Coding region: 1-1779 (592 amino acids)
Cellular component (GO): mitochondrion
Molecular function (GO): GTPase activity; GTP binding
Source: RefSeq, a predicted model, not a curated record